GGAAAUACCCAAGCGCGUCAGCUUUAUUUUUCAGUAUAAAAAUGUCUAGCGGAACUUCACACUCUCUGCAAAUUUCCCUCUUUCGCUCCCAAAUCAGAACACGAAGUUUCGGUGAUGGAACUCUUCAACUUCUGGAAUCACUUUUAGUUUCCAAAGACGUGAAAUCGUUGGUUGAAGUGAGAUCGGCGUUGACAGAGUUCAUGAGAGAUGAAUCGCUUCAAAUCUUUCGAGAAAUUUCAGAAAAAUCUGUUGAGUAUAAGCUUCUAUGUACUGAUUUUCUGAUUCGUGUUUUCGGGCUUAUUGGUGAUGUUCAGAGUUGCUUGUCCUUGAGAUAUGAAGCAUUUGUUAUGCGUGAACAAAAGGCCACCACUGAUCCCAGGCUUCAAGUUUCAUGCACUGAAUGGCUCACCUUUGCCGAGCAUUUGCUUGAUCAUGGCUUUUACUCCAUUGCAAACAAGGCAUGUAAAAAGGCGCUGCUGUGCAUCAAGGUGAAUCAUGCAUCAGACCCUGAAGCAGACCACUUUUUCCACAAUGCGCAUCUCAUUGAGAAAAUCAAGAAACUCAAGGAUGUUUCUGCACUCUUAGCUUCUUCACGAUCUGUCCAGGCACAGGCAGUAGAAUACUCAAUGCAGAAAACGGUUGAACAAAGUUCAAAAAUCUCUAGCAUCUCUAAUGAAACCCAAUGUUCAGGGAGCUCUCGGUUCAGAAGUGGAAUCAGGCAAAACAAUUUACGGAAACUACGAGAGCAUCAAUGUCGAAAACAGACAUACUGCAGAGAUUAAGAUGUACAAAUCUCAGGUUCCUCCACCUUUUCCUUUUGUCUUGUCUUUGUGUUGAAGACAUACAAUUCUCAGGCAUAUAGUUAAAUCAAAUAGAUAUAGGAUUUCUCGCUGCAAUCAAGUGCUUUUCCAUGCAUUUAAGAUGGAGGAAUUGAAAUGAUGGCACUAUCUCAUAAGAAUUACAUGACAUCCAAUGCACGUGUAAUUUGUGCAUACUUGUGGAUUUGUCUAGUAGAAUUAGAGCUUUGAACUAGUUGUUCCAUCUAGUUGUACUUCUUUCUCUAAAACUUUGGGGAUGUUUGGUUAGAAGUUGACAGGAAUAUGGAAGCCAAAUAGAAUCAAUGAUUCCUUGUUUUAUUGGGAAGCCCUUUGAUUUUUUAUGCAUAUUUCACUUACUAACGAACCAUCUUCAUGUUUCUUUGUAAACUUCACUGAGAAAAGAUUCUAAUAAAUUUCUUUGUUUCUGGUA
This is a messenger RNA of Olea europaea var. sylvestris, 1248 nucleotides long. RefSeq lists its product as uncharacterized. The transcript has 5 exons. Bases 42 to 782 code for a protein of 246 amino acids. NCBI's taxonomy places the organism in Eukaryota, Viridiplantae, Streptophyta, Magnoliopsida, Lamiales, Oleaceae. The record is from RefSeq and is a predicted model, not a curated record. Gene Ontology annotation, biological process: meiotic DNA double-strand break formation.